UUGUAACAGAUCAAUUCGAUUCGUCUGCGAAAAUGCUAAGCUUGACGCGCCUACUGAACUCCGCCCUAACGCUGCAGCCGCCGCAGCGGGCCGUCACUGCCGCCCUGGCGCUGCAACAGAUGCGCACUAAGACCAAAGUCGUGGAGAAGCCACAGCCCGGAGCUGGCCAGCAGUUCCGCCGGAUCGUGCACUUUCCCGAGGAGUACACGGUGGCGCCGCUGAAGAUCACACACCUGGCAGGGCGCGACCCUGUCAGCGGGCGCAUGGUGGCCAAGGGUAUCGGCGGCGGCAUCAAGCAACAGUAUCGCUGGGUCAAGUGGGUUCGUGACGGACCCGGCGAGGGAGCACCCCAGGAGGAGCUUGUCGUGGAGAUACUGCACGACGGUUGCCGGACGGCCAAGGUGGCCCUGGUGGCGGUGGGCGACGAGCUGAAGUACAUUCUGGCCACGGAGAACAUGAAGGCAGGCGACGUGCUGAAAACUUCCCGCGUGAUUCCGCGUAUUCCCGUGCGUCCCAAUGAGGGCGAUGCCUACCCAUUGGGCGCCCUGCCCGUAGGCACUCGAAUCCACUGCCUCGAGAAGAAUCCCGGCCAGCAGUGCCACCUUAUCCACGCCGCCGGUACCUUCGGAACCAUUCUGCGAAAGUUCGAUGACAAGGUUGUGGUUCAGUUGCCCUCCAAGCGGGAGUUCGCCUUCGACCGCAUCUGCAUGGCCACCGUGGGUCGCCUCUCGAACCCCGAGCACAACAAGGAGCACGUGGGCAGUGCCCAGCGCAUGCGCGAGAUGGGCAACCGACCACGGUCGGGCCUCUGGAAGCGUAAGGAGGGAAAGCACGGCCGCAAGAUACGUCGCCUGCCGCCCAUGACCACAAUAGCACCGCCGCCAUCACCCAAGCAGGAAGCCAUACAGUUGACGCUAGAUCUUUGA
Molecule: messenger RNA, 926 nt
Organism: Drosophila persimilis
Lineage: Eukaryota; Metazoa; Arthropoda; Insecta; Diptera; Drosophilidae
Gene: mRpL2
Product: 39S ribosomal protein L2, mitochondrial
Exons: 2
Coding region: 33-926 (297 amino acids)
Biological process (GO): cytoplasmic translation
Cellular component (GO): ribosome
Molecular function (GO): structural constituent of ribosome; RNA binding
Source: RefSeq, a predicted model, not a curated record